This is a messenger RNA of Mucor velutinosus, 1077 nucleotides long. RefSeq lists its product as uncharacterized. The transcript is spliced from 5 exons. The record is from RefSeq and is a predicted model, not a curated record. The coding region runs from base 1 to 1077 and encodes 358 amino acids. NCBI's taxonomy places the organism in Eukaryota, Fungi, Mucoromycota, Mucoromycetes, Mucorales, Mucoraceae. Gene Ontology annotation, cellular component: cytosol; Rpd3L complex. Gene Ontology annotation, biological process: negative regulation of rDNA heterochromatin formation; negative regulation of silent mating-type cassette heterochromatin formation.
AUGUCACAUCCACCACAACCACCACACCCCUCUAUGCAGUUUCCUGCUGCCAAGUGGAUACAGAACGACAAUGAUGACAGUGAUGGCGAUCAAGUUGGCCUGCUUAUUAACCCUAUCCAUUAUGUCUGCUAUUACCUUAACCCUUUAUAUUUCGAUCAAACACUGAAGAGAUGGGCAGCAUCAGAUUCGCAAUUUGGAGGAAACAAGUUACGUGCACCAAAGACACUUGCUGAAGAAACAGAGUUUUUAAAUGGUGGAAAGAAGCGAACAAUUGUCAAGAGAAAGAGAAAGAGAGUAGAAGAUGGCAUUUCAGACGAAGAAGAGGAUCCAUACACAUUGAUUAAUAUCGAGGACAUUCUAAGUCCUAUUGAGCUACCAACAGACAUUGUUCGCAGACCAGCCUUAAGAAGAAUCUUACUAUCUACUCAAAUCGAUGCGCUCGCAAAGACAUCCAUGGAAUUUAUUGAGGGCGAGAAGAAUUUCAACAAGAUUUUGUGUCGUCUUUCAGCCAUCAUGCACCAAGAUGACCCUCGCUAUCUAGAUUUAACAUUUGAUCGUACCACUGAGCAGCGCCAAAAGUACAAAGAAGACGUCGAGGCUGCUAAUGCCGCUGCAUCGACCUUGACUGCUGCUGCCACAGGAGUAACAAGCAAUGUUGUUGAUGCUUUGGAUCCCAAGGAACUAGAUCAGGAAAUCGAAGCCAAGAUAAAGGAACGUACACCAGCAACAUCAACAACAAAAGACAAUAUUGACGGCAAUGAAGAUCAUGCCAUGCAUCAAGACCAUGUGGAGGAGAAACAGGAAGACGAGGAAGAAAACAACGAUGCACAGCCGCCACAGCAAGAUCAAGACCAUGACAUGGAUGCUGAUGUCGAGGCCAGAGAGGUUGUGAAACGAGUCAAGGAGUUGCUAUUGGAAAAUAUCAAUUACAGUAACGAAUACAUCUCUCGUCUCCAAGGAGCUCGCAAUAAAUUAUGUAAAGCAAGCAUGCAAAAAGACACUCUGUGGAAGGAAUUGAAAGCCAAUGCAAAAGAGGAAGACGUUAGAAACAAAGCAACACCAGCUUAUCAUCACUGA